This is a messenger RNA of Mollisia scopiformis, 4836 nucleotides long. RefSeq names its product multidrug resistance-associated protein. Lineage: Eukaryota; Fungi; Ascomycota; Leotiomycetes; Helotiales; Mollisiaceae. The coding region runs from base 56 to 4765 and encodes 1569 amino acids. The record is from RefSeq and is a predicted model, not a curated record. Gene Ontology annotation, molecular function: ATP binding; ATP hydrolysis activity; ABC-type transporter activity. The transcript has 5 exons. Gene Ontology annotation, cellular component: membrane. Gene Ontology annotation, biological process: transmembrane transport.
UCUCAACAAUCCGAUACCGCGUCUGCAUGUUCAGACAAUAAUCCACAUUGGAUCCAUGAUGCUUUUGGCACUUCUAUUGGACAAUAUUGCCAUUGCUCUGAUUGCCUUCAUCUUUGUGUUUACUAUCCCCUCAUUACGGUCUCUAGCGAAAGGCUGGCGCAUUAAUAAGAAUCCUAAUCACCAUCAAGAACUUUACUCCGAUGAAGACGGAGUCGCAAGCACAGAAUCGACAAAUGAAUUCUCCAAUAAACUCCAGUUCAUCUUCAUUUUCGUGCUUGCCGUGAUUGGAUUUGGACUAUCCAUUGCAGACACUAUCUACACCGCCAUUAACCAAAAAACCAGGACCGCAGGCAGCAAUCAUCAUCACCUCGGAAUUUUCCUGCUUGUCCCCGCCUGGGCACUUCUGCUAUUACAACUCAUCGAUGCCUCCCUAAAGCGAGCUCCAGUCGCGCGAUUCAAAUCCGCAAUCUCCAAAUUGGCAUCAUGUUUCCUUCUUGUUGGAAUAGCUUGGAUAUCUCUUCUGGACGAUGCGAGUGUCGUUGCUACUAUCAUCACAAGCCUUCAGAUGGCUUCAAUUCUGAGCCUGGUAGCGACAAUAGCGUCCAUCAAACGUCGUCCAGUUGUCUUCCGCCCAGAUGGGAAAGUCGUUGACCAACAAAGGAAUGUAGCUCUUUGGUUCAAAUACAGCUUCCAGUGGUGCGUUGACACGCUUGCCGCGGCCAACAGAGACAAAUUCGGAAACUCGGAUUUACCAGCUAUGGACCACGCUACGAGGUCUGAAAAUGCCACAGAGAGAUUCAAGAACAUUGCCAUCAAAGACACUAUGCCGCUUUGGAUACAAAUAUUUUGGGUUCUUAGACGGCAAUUUAUAUUACAAUGGCUGUCUAUACUCUUUUCCAACUUUUUCGAUGUGGCUCCUGCAUUCGCGACUCUACAGCUACUUCAAUAUCUCGAAACGAGAACAGAUCCGAAUGCCAUGGAGCCUGGGGCAUGGAAAUAUGUUGUGGGGAUCUCUGUUGCUGCUAUCAGUUCGCAUAUAGUCGAUUCGAGGAUUAUGUGGUGGGGAAGAUCUGACAUCGUUAUUCCCCUUCGAUCAAUUCUUACCGGGCUCAUGUAUUCAAAAGUGCUGAAGAUCAAUGACUCAAGCGAGCCUCCUGAAGAAGAAUCAUCGAAGGUAGAAGAUACCAAGACCGAAGAGGGACAAGAGCCAGACAAAAAACAUCGAGUGACAUCUCAAUCAGGGAUUGUCAACAUGUUUGCAGUCGACUGCAAUGCAAUCGCCACCUUCGGUGAACAGAAUACUGAGUAUGUCAACUCUGCUGGCAAGCUGAUUGUCACCGUUGUGUUCUUGCUGCUUCUUAUCGGCUGGCAAAGUUUAUGUGCAGGAAUGCUAGGCAUCGCAAUGCUCUUUCCUUUCAACAAAGUUCUUGCAGAGCGAUAUGGCAAGAAGCAAAAGAUCUUGAUGGAAAUUCGAGAUAAGAGGACUACCAUCACUACGGAGGUACUCCAUGGGAUUCGGCAGAUUAAGUUCUCCGCAGCUGAAAGUCAGUGGGCUGAAAAGCUCGGAUCAGUACGCGAAGAGGAAUUGUCCACACUUUGGCAAACUCGCAUCGACAACCUUUACAUGUCCAUUGCUUCAGAGUUCACUCCUGUUGUGCUUACUGCCCUGUCCUUGGCAACGUAUUCCUGGGUCCAUGGAAACCUGCUACCAUCAGUUGCGUUUACAGCUAUCAGCUUGUUCCUCCAGCUUGAUGGCCUCGUAUCCCAUAUCCCAUUCUUAUUAGUCACCGCAAUCAACGCCAAAGUCAGCUGCGAUAGAAUUCAGAACUUUCUUCGUUUGCCAGAAAAGCCAGAAAAUACCUCACCAGGAGAAUCCAUAUCUUUCUACAAUGCAUCGAUCAGCUUUCCCCACGACGGUACAGAUCCAAUGGCUGAUCCGUUCGCCCUGAGGGAACUAAACUUGCAAUUCCCCAAUAAUGCUCUGAGCGUUAUCUCGGGGCCUACAGGAUCUGGCAAGUCUCUGCUGCUUGCAGCGAUUCUAGGAGAGAUCAAGUUGUUGUCUGGUUCUAUACAAGUCCCAAAGUCUUCCGGUGAGCACUACGAUUCUAAAGCCACUCCAGUCGAUUGGAUCAUUCCGACUGCUAUCUCCUUCGUCUCCCAAACGCCAUGGAUCGAGAACGCUACAAUCAAAGACAACAUCCUCUUCGGUCUCCCAUUCGAUCCUGUUCGAUAUGAAAAAGUAGUGGAAGCCUGUGCUUUGACACAGGACCUUGCUAUGUUCGAGGAUGGUGACGAAACCGAAGUUGGGGCGCAAGGAAUCAGUCUUAGUGGAGGCCAAAAGUGGCGACUGACAUUAGCCAGAGCAUUUUACUCGAGGGCAGGUAUCAUGAUUCUAGACGACGUCUUCAGUGCUCUUGAUUCCCACGUUGGCAAGUAUAUUUACGAGCAUGCAAUUUUGGGCGAACUAGCCGAAGGAAGAACCAUAGUUUUAGCUACUCACCACACCUCACUAUGUUUGCCACGUGCAAAGUACGCCGUCCGCCUCUCAGGUAGUGGGGUUCUUGAGCAUGCUGGCUUAACAGAAGACCUUCGGAAGGAGGGGAUUCUGGACGGAAUGCUUCAGGCUGAUGACACUACGGAACCAAAAUACGGGGAGGAAGAUGAGGUGCUUCGCGCAGAAGAGAGCAAUGGUGCGACCGCAAUCCCGUCCGCGGAUGCUGCAGUCGCAGUGAAGGCAACGCCUAAGAAACUGAUUGAGGAAGAGCAAAGAGAGACUGGCCGAGUCAAAACCUCGGUCUACGCUGGAUAUCUUCACGCUUCCGGAGGAUGGGCUUUCUGGUCAUUGGUUGUCGGUCUGUAUGCCGUAGCCGAAGGCUUCACCUUAGGUCGCACUUAUUGGAUCAGGAUAUGGGCAAGUGAUUACGGAAAGGGGCAGAGCGAAGCAGCAUUUUCUUUUGCCGCCUCUCACUUUCGACAUACCAUCCAGCCACGGUUUUCUGGCCAGAUUCCAAUCAGUCCCACAGACUUUGGGAGCACCAUCAAUUCCACUAUGGUCUCCGCAAGCUUUCCGAUUGAAACUCAAAACCGCAACCUAUGGUUCUACCUCGGAGUAUACUGUUUGAUAUCCACAAUAUCGGUUGUGUUCUCUAUCAGUCGCCUCUAUCUCGUUUACUCUGGCUCUAUUCGAGCAUCUCGCCUCAUCUUCAAGAGUGUCCUGUACAGUGUUCUUCGAGCACCUCUUCGAUGGCUUGAUACGGUACCUACCGGAAGGAUCUUGAAUCGGUUCACCGCAGACUUUACUAGUAUCGAUUCAUCCCUUGCUCAAACCUUCUACUAUUUCGCCGCAAUAUCCACCGACAUCACUGGGAUUUUAGUAGCUGCUACUUUUGUUUCUCCAUUCAUGAUUAUUUGUGCAGCAGCUCUAUUAGCAGCUUGCACGUUAUUCACCAGGAGCUACCUCACCGCAGCACGCAACGUAAAAAGAUUAGAUUCAGUAAACAAAUCACCUGUGAUAUCGCAUUUUGCAGCGUCUUUGAGUGGUUUAUCGACAAUCAGGGCAUUUGCCAAAUCUUCUGAUUUCAAGAAUCGGAUGUUUGCGUUGAUUGAUACAUACGCAGCUUCUUCUUGGUACAAUAAUCUCUUUCGAAGCUGGCUUAUGGUACGCAUCGGUAUCACAGCCUCUUUUUUCGCUACCGCUGUUUCUAUCUUCGUCAUCACCAAGAAGGGCAUUGAUGCCAGUCUAGCUGGAUUUGCUUUAUCAUUUGCCCUGAGUUUUGGCCAUUCGGUCAGCUGGGCUAUCAGAAUUUCUACUCAGCUAGAACUCGACAUGAAUGCGGCAGAACGCGUGUUCGAGUACCGAGACAUAACGAUUGAGGAUCAAGACGGCGACAAUAUACCUGCUAGCUGGCCUGAGGAGGGUAGGGUAGAAGUCAAAGAUUUAGAACUUGGGUACGCUGAAGGACUACCAUCGAUUUUGAAGGGAUUGAGUUUCACCGCAGAGAAGAACCAGAGGAUCGGUGUCAUUGGAAGGACGGGAGCAGGCAAAUCAACUCUAUCUUUAGCUUUAUUCCGCUUCCUCCAAGCCCGCAAGGGUAGUAUCGUAAUCGACGGCAUUGAUAUCUCCAGGAUCAGACUUCACGACUUACGCACCCGACUAGCAAUUAUCCCCCAAGAUCCUGUCCUAUUCUCAGGAACCAUUCGAUCAAACCUGGAUCCUUUCAACGAGUUCAGCGAUUACCAACUCAGAGAAGCCUUGAUGCGCGUCCACUUGAUUCCAUCAUAUACUCAUACCCCUGUUCCCGAAGCAACUCUACCAGACUCAUCAACUGCAAGUUCCACGACCGCGUUCCUCCAACCAGCCGAAAACAGAAACAUAUUCCUUUCUCUGACAGCGCCUAUUGCAUCCGGAGGAACCAAUCUUUCACAAGGUCAGAAGCAGCUACUGUGCCUCGCACGAGCAAUUCUCUCCCGUCCAAAAGUUCUUCUACUCGAUGAGGCAACAUCAGCUGUUGAUAUGUCGACUGAUCUGUUGAUUCAACGCUCCAUACGCGAUGAGUUUUCUAAUACCACUUUGUUGGUAAUCGCGCAUAGGCUAAGUACCAUAGCCGACUUUGACAGGAUUUUGGUUCUGAAGGAUGGUGUGAAUGCUGAAUUUGGCAGCCCGAAAGAGCUGCUAGAGAAGGAAGAUGGUCUCUUUAAGGGAAUGGUGGCACAGAGUGGGGAAAAGGAUGAGUUGGAGAAGAUAAUUAUGGAAGAUAGGAAGUAGGAACUUCGAAAAAAUUGCAUGCAUUUCCCGAAUUGAAAGAAUAGACUAAAAAUGAUUAGAUUCAUCGCCCG